GUUAAAUUAAACAGUAUUGUAUCUGUAUUAAUUAUUAACAUUAAUUGUAUGUGGAAAUAACGGAUCAUAAUGGAUAGAGAAGAAAUUUGUCAGUACUUCAAUAGUAUUAUCAAAAAUGAGAAGGAUGUUUCUGCUGGUAUGGCUGCCAUUCGUACCUUAUUAAAUGUAUUGAAAUACUCAAAAUCAGAGACAGUUCAGGAACUUCGGAUUUGCCUUCAACAUGCAAUUGAUGCUAUGCGCUCCACAGAAACUCCAGCUACCGCAAUUGCCUCUGGAAGUGAAUUAUUUCUUCGUUUUAUCACAUUAGCAACAUUGGAUACACCCUCAAUUGCAGAAUGUAAAGGGAUCAUGUUGGAAAGAGGCAAAGUAUUCUACGAGAAAUUAGUUGCAGCGCGAGGAAAAGUAGCUAAAGUAGCAGCGAACUUUAUUACCGAUGGCUCAAUUAUACUCACGCAUUCUAAAUCAAGAGUAGUGCUGCAAGCAAUGAAGGAAGCUGCUGCGAAUAAUAAAAUAUUCGAAGUAUACGUCACGUCAUCGUCGCCUGACAAUAGCGGAGAGGAGAUGUGCCAGAGCUUAACAAAAUUAGGAAUAUCAUGUACAGUGAUACUGGAUUCUGCAGUAGGAUAUGUAAUGGAACAAGUGGAUAUGGUGAUGGUUGGAGCAGAAGGUGUUGCAGAAAGUGGUGGUGUAAUCAACAAGAUAGGUACAUAUACAAUGGCUAUGUGUGCAAAAGAAGUGAAGAAAUCAUUUUAUGUUCUGACAGAAAGUUUCAAAUUUUCAAGGAUUUAUCCUUUGAAUCAAAUAGAUUUACCUAACGAAUUUAAGUACACAUCUAGUACCUUACAUAAAAAUCUGAAGAAAGAACAUCCCCUAGUAGAUUAUACUCCGCCUCAUUACAUCAGCCUAUUGUUCACAGAUUUAGGAAUUUUAACACCAUCGGCUGUCAGUGACGAACUCAUUAAAUUAUAUUUGUAAUGUAGAGAAAUAACAAACCAAGUGAGUUUUCUAAAAGUUUUAAGUAUUAAAAUAUAAGAACAAUCACACAUGUAAUUGUUUAGGAAAGAAUUUCAUCCGCCUGAAAAAUGUAAAGAUUAAGAUAAAAUGUAAAAACAUCUAUUGUACUUUUAUAAAAGACUAAUAUACAUAAUCUUUAUUAAUUUAUUAUACAAUAUUAUUGAGUAUUUAUAUACGGAAACAAGAUAAAUGUCUUUCAUUUAAUUGCACGUAAAAGAUAACAAGUGAUAAAUUACGUCUAUAUGUAAUCUAACUAUACAUAUAAAGACUGCUUGUAAUUGCGUGCAAUGUAUAACAUUGGUGUUAAACGAAAUUGUGAAAAACAGAAAAUCUAAAUUACAAGAAUCUUGAAUUAUUAACUUUGGAAGAACGUUAAAUGUUAUAACCAUUUAAAUUUUAUACACUUAUACUACAAAUGGAUACAUGCAUUUACAUUUCAUCUGGAUUAUAUAUUGCACAGUAAUUUAUGAAUAUAAAAAUUAUCAUCAGAGAGACAAGAGAAAAGUUCUCUAUAAUUAGGAUACUAUAAAAUUCUUAAUUCUAAUUUCUUUUCUCUUCGCAAUAUAUGGCUUCUAUAUAAGACUUAAAGCAUUCUUUGAAAACUUUAAGUCACCAAUAUAAUCUUUUCGUAAUAAUUCACAUGUUCCAUUUCAAUGAGAUUCCACGCUAUAAAUCACUAACACAUGAACAAAUACACAAUAGAAUAACAUAAGUAUAUCGUUUUUUAUAUAUGAAAUCUCAUAUUGAAAAUUAUAGGAAACUUGUGUAGAAUCAUCAUUGCAUAUAUACAAAAUCUCUGAUAUUUCAUUGUGCGAUUUUC
Molecule: messenger RNA, 1834 nt
Organism: Pogonomyrmex barbatus (red harvester ant)
Lineage: Eukaryota; Metazoa; Arthropoda; Insecta; Hymenoptera; Formicidae
Gene: eIF2Balpha
Product: eukaryotic translation initiation factor 2B subunit alpha
Biological process (GO): translational initiation
Cellular component (GO): eukaryotic translation initiation factor 2B complex
Molecular function (GO): translation initiation factor activity; guanyl-nucleotide exchange factor activity
Source: RefSeq, a predicted model, not a curated record